Messenger RNA from Acipenser ruthenus (sterlet), 3667 nucleotides. Its product is annotated as nucleotidyltransferase MB21D2-like. The coding region runs from base 319 to 1839 and encodes 506 amino acids. The transcript is spliced from 2 exons. The record is from RefSeq and is a predicted model, not a curated record. NCBI's taxonomy places the organism in Eukaryota, Metazoa, Chordata, Actinopteri, Acipenseriformes, Acipenseridae.
UUGAAUAGACCUUGUUACUGCUGCACGGCAGACUGUCCCUUUAACCCUGCGAUCACUGUGGCUGCUUGGUGUGCGCGAGUAACCAGCAGCUUGUUGAUUUCUGAUCUCAGCCACACAUUAUUUUCAUUUUAGUUUGUUUAUUAACUUUGAGCGAAAACAGAAAUAUAACCCAUAGGAGCCCUGGGUCAAAACCAAAGGGUCUGGCGCUGGGGCGAUCUUGAGAGCGGAUUGCCGAAAACGUCCGCCUUGAGCUCGGAUCCCUGAGAAGCGAGGGACAGGGAAGGCUCUCCUUUGCCAAGUCUGUUCAGUAUUUUCCCAAUGAAGAUGGCGGCUCCUAUUCUUGCCAGCAGGGCUGGAUCUGUUAAUAACACCGGAACCGGUACCGGAUCCGGCACCAGCAUCAACAACAACAAUAAAACCGCUCCAAGCUUCCCGGAGCUGGACUUCAGGUCCGGAGCGAGGAUCGAGGAAUUAAAUAAGCUUAUUCUGGAUUUCAGCAAAAACGAUCAGAGGGAAUAUGACGACCAGCGGGCUUUGGAGAUCCACACAGCUAAGGAUUUCAUCUUCUCCAUGCUCGGCAUGGUGCAGAAGCUGGAUCAGAAGCUUCCUGUUGCUAAUGAGUACCUGCUCCUCUCUGGAGGAGUUCGAGAGGGGGUGGUGGACAUGGAUCUGGACGAGCUCAAUGUCUACGCCAGAGGCACCGACUACGACAUGGACUUCACACUGCUGGUCCCGGCACUGAAACUCCAUGACCGCAAUCAGCCGGUCACCUUGGACAUGCGGCACUCUGCCCUGUGCCACUCCUGGCUGAGCCUCAGGCUUUUUGAUGAAGGGACCAUUAACAAAUGGAAAGACUGCUGCACCAUCGUUGAUCACAUCAACGGCGCCUCCAACUAUUUCUUCUCGCCCACCAGUGUGGCGGAUUGGUUUUAUGAGUCCAUCAGCGUGGUCUUGGUGGAGAUUCAGAAGAAGCCUCAGCGGGGGAUGCCCAAGGUGGAGAAGGUGGAGAAGAAUGGGACAGUAAUAUCCGUUAUUCUGGGGGUGGGCAGCAGCCGCAUGCUCUAUGACAUUGUACCAGUUGUGUCUUUCAAAGGCUGGCCAGCAGUGGCCCAGAGCUGGCUGAUGGAAAACCAUUUCUGGGAUGGCAAGAUAACAGAGGAGGAAGUGAUCAGUGGGUUUUAUCUGGUGCCUGCUUGCUCUUUUAAAGGUCGGAAGGAGAAUGAAUGGAGGCUGUCCUUUGCAAGGAGUGAGGUGCAGCUAAAGAAGUGCAUCUCAGGUAGUCUAAUGCAAGCCUAUCAAGCCUGCAAGGCCAUCAUCAUUAAAUUGUUAUCCAGACCCAAAGCCAUUAGCCCUUACCACCUUAGGAGCAUGAUGCUCUGGGCUUGUGACAGGCUUCCAACCCAUUACCUCUCCCAGGAAGACUACUCGGCUCAUUUCUUACUCGGACUUAUAGAUGACCUCCAACACUGCCUAGUAAACAAGAUGUGCCCAAACUAUUUUAUCCCGCAGUGCAACAUGCUGGAGCACCUCUCCGAUGAGACUGUGGUGCUGCACGCUCGCAAGCUGUCCUCAGUGCGGUCCGACCCCACGGAGCACCUGAGAACGGCCAUCGAGCAGCUCAAAGCAGCCAAUCAGCUGACUGUGGAUCUGCAGAGGAGAGGCAGCUCCUCCAGCAUCCCCUCCCCACUGUCCGACGGGGGGGAGACCCAACCUGACGACCGGCUAGCAAAGAAACUGCAACAGCUAGUGACUGAGAACCCGGGCAAGUCCAUCUCUGUGUUCAUCAACCCCGAUGACGUCACGCGCCCUCACUUCCGCAUCGACGAUAAGUUCUUCUGAGGGGCUUUCACCAGGUUUCCUCUAGAACAUUGUGACGUUCCGUGUCCCAUGCGGUUCCUUGUUAUAUUUACAUCUAGACUGCUUCUGCAGGGCACAUGUUUGAGUGUUGGAAUGAUCUGCUGGUAGUGUAUUCCAUGUAUAUAAGAUGAGGGCUCAUGUAUACUUUUAAAGGAGAACUGAAACCUAUACCUGUUUACAAUGCUGUAUUAUGACUGUUUGUUUAUUUCAGUUUCUGGAAAUGUCUUUUUAACCUCCUGUGCCGUAUAUGUGAUUUAGAAAGUUGUAUACGUAGCACGUAGAAGUAUAGUCCUAAGAUUUGUGUUCUAUUACAUGAAAUCUUGGAUUGCUCUGCUUGUUUUGCACUGAAGGCUGAAGGAAUUCUCCUCAGUCCUCGGUGCGUCUGCAUGAUGAUCUUACCUGCACAGUGAACAGGUUCACAGUACGGUUGUAUUUUAAAGAGGGAGAUAGAGUGUGCAAAGAUGCAUAAUGCAGUUUAGAUGCAAGUUUUUGCAUAAAACCUACUACAUUUUAGAUAUAAAUAAAUGAUAUUUUCUUUACAGUUAUGUGUAUUUUGCUUUAUGUAAAAUGAACAAUUACAUGCCAAAAAGUGACUAAACCUGGCUGUUGGGAUUUCACCUUUGCAGACCCAUUGACAAGUGCAAUUAGACUGUUUGGGCUUUAACAAAUAUUGCCCAAAUUAUAUAUUAAUAUAUAUAUAUAUAUAUAUAUAUAUAUAUAUAUAUAUAUAUAUAUAUAUAUAUAUAUUGUAACGGCCCGGCACUCAUUCGGGUUCGUGCCCCUUUAAAUUACGACCCACAACAACAGAAAUGGAGUUUCAAGCGCGGUUGCGCUAUUUUUUUAAUGAACACAAACAAAACAAAACACACAAAAUAAACACCUAGCUCCUCUUGGAGCGCUAACUAUACAGGUUAUUCCCUUAUUACCUGCUAACACAAACGCAAAUAAACUGCACACAGCACUUACUCUUCGGACUGCUCGGAAACAGAGCACGUCUUCUGUCUCCUUCUACUCAACAGCCUCGUACAAACAGGCUGCACGUCUUAAAUACCCCGCGCCUGGCAUUAAUUUACAAUAAAGCCCAGUUGCGGGUGCUAAUUAACCAAUAAACAAUUAAACAAAAUGUGCAUACCACACAUGUUCCUCUCGCAGGGAGGUUUUAACCCCCUCCCUGCUGUUUCUCAUAACCCGCUAUUUCACUAUAUAUAUAUAUAUAUAUAUAUAUAUAUAUAUAUAAUUUCAUAUAUUAUUGGGAUUCAUUAUCUGUGCAAACAACCUCCAGAGGUUUAUAGACCAUGGGAACAGGUGCUGUACCACACUGGUUUAGUUCUCCUUUAAAAUCUGUCAGUGUUGUACUUCAUAUCCAUCAAUAAUAUCCACAAUUCUUGUUUAUUAUGUCUUUUAAAAAUACAUGUUAUGCAGAAUGUUAAAUACGUGACAAGCAUUUACAUUAGCUAUAAAGUUAAUUGUAUUUAUUUUUCUGCUACCCAGAUCUAAGAUGAACAAAGUUAUAUGAUGCUUUUCAAUUCUGCAAAUGUAAUUAAUAAAGCAUACUGCAUAUACAUACAGUGUGGAAAUGUGAUUAGCUUUCUGUGUAUAAUGUGACUUUUACUUAGAUGACUGUAACUUAAGGCAAGAGAGAUGUAUGAGAUAAUGAAGAAUUACUCUCAUGAUUGUGGCACUUUUCUUAUUGCAGGAUUUCAAUGCAAAAUAUUAUGGACCGGUUUCUCCAGUAUCAAAAACUAAAGCUGACUUUUCUAUCUCUGUAUAUAAGAAAUGAUUACUCAAGUAAUAAAAGGAUCUCACAUCA